UGUUUAUCGGUGGCUGUAGAGUUUUAGUUAUUGGGAAGGGCGCCUAGUUGAGAAAGGUAGAGGAAGCUGAAUGUGAGCCGAAUCCUUCUGAAUCUUUCUAAUCAGGAUUCGCUUACAUCUUGAACAGUACGUCUCCUGUGACAAGGGCGUUAUAAAAUGUCUGAAACAGACAAAUUAAACGUUGACAGUAUCAUCUCAAGACUAUUGGAAGUUCGUGGCGCAAGACCUGGUAAAAACGUUCAGUUAACAGAGGCUGAAGUCAGAGGUCUAUGUCUCAAGUCGCGAGAAAUUUUUCUCAGUCAGCCAAUACUGUUGGAAUUGGAAGCUCCACUGAAAAUUUGUGGUGAUAUACAUGGCCAAUAUUAUGAUUUGCUAAGGUUGUUUGAAUAUGGUGGCUUCCCCCCAGAAGCAAACUACUUGUUCCUUGGAGAUUAUGUUGACAGAGGAAAACAGUCCCUAGAAACUAUUUGUUUGUUAUUAGCUUACAAGAUCAAAUAUCCAGAGAAUUUCUUUCUUUUGAGAGGCAACCAUGAAUGUGCAAGUAUUAACAGGAUUUAUGGCUUUUAUGAUGAAUGUAAACGACGAUACAAUAUAAAGCUCUGGAAAACAUUCACUGACUGCUUCAAUUGUUUACCAAUAGCUGCCAUUUUAGAUGAGAAGAUAUUCUGUUGCCAUGGUGGAUUGUCACCUGAUCUUCAGACAAUGGAGCAGAUAAGACGAAUAAUGAGACCAACUGAUGUUCCAGAUCAAGGUUUACUUUGUGACUUGCUGUGGUCAGAUCCUGACAAGGAAGUAACAGGAUGGGGAGAAAAUGAUCGUGGUGUGUCAUAUACAUUUGGUCAGGACAUAGUGGCAAAGUUUCUACAUAAACAUGACUUUGACCUAAUUUGUCGAGCACAUCAGGUUGUCGAAGAUGGCUACGAGUUCUUCGCAAAGCGUCAGUUGGUUACUUUGUUCUCCGCUCCAAACUACUGUGGUGAAUUUGACAAUGCAGGAUCAAUGAUGAGUGUAGAUGAAACACUGAUGUGCUCUUUCCAGAUUUUAAAACCAGCUGACAAAAAAAAAUUCGCCUAUGGCGGCUUUAACUCUGGACGCCCUGUAACUCCGCCACGAAGUCAGGGAAGCAAAGGAAAAGGAAAAGGCAAAUCUUAGAAAUGUUACUAGAUUAUAAUAUUUAAAAAGAUGUACUGUUGCACUGGUUGUAAAUAAUUUUUGACAAGAAGUGAACCGUAAAUUUUCUGUGCAAAAUUUAAUUAGUUUUUCGGGCAACACUGGGGAGAAUUCUUGAGUUCGCUAAUACCCAUGUGACUUUUACACUUCCUUUUUUCUUAUUACAUGCUCAAGUUUGGUUCUGUAUUUGGUCGUAAAGCGGGUCUAAUUUCUGGUUUUGUUAUAAUUUUUUCUGGCACUGAAGUAUGCAGAAAAAUAGUGCAGUAUAGAAUUUCUCUUCGUUCCUUCUCACUCUUUUAGUACCUCCUUUAUUUUUAGUAUAAUUUUACCCCUUUUUGCAUUUCGAAUCUAUUAAAUUUGUAUAGUUCCAAUCAUUGUUAACUAGCAGCUAAAUGUAACAUCUCGUUAAGUAAUGCUGACAGAGAAUUUCUGAUAAAGUCCUGUGACCAGAGUGAAUCACGCCAGUUCACAUGUCGCUUGAGUAGCCAGUUUCUAACCAAAAGUAGAUAGGGAUUCACUAGCUUUUAGCCCAAAGCAAUUUUCGUGCUCUAAAAAUUCAGAUUGGCUUUAGGUGUGCGAAUCCAACUAGCAAUUCAAAGCAAAUCCCUUUUGAAAUUUAUUUUUACACCAAGUUUGAUAACCAAUUUUUGUCGUUUGUUGCUUUUUAUGUCAUUUAGUUAGAAGCCUGUUUAUCGCAGAGAUUUUUUUAUUGAACCCUGGUUAAUCAUUUGUGUACCUGUCGUUUGCCUAAAUAGAAUCAGAGUCUGUGGGUUUCUUUUGUUAAUUAAUCCAAUGUUUAGUUGACUGUUGCAUGUUCUUUGGUAUAUAGCGUUUGUUUUUUUCGUUGCCUGGGAUAUUUCAACAUGUUUUUAUAAGGAAUAACAGAGAUAAAGUGCCUCUCCCCCCAUGGACAGGCGUCCUCCCUCUCCCCAUCCUUAUGGAUAGGGUGUUUAUGUUCAUUUCUGUCACCACCAUCAUUCAUGCCUCUGCAUAUCUGUAUGAUCAGCCAGUGCGUAGGCUUCAGUGGUAUUUUUAAACUUCCAACUCAAAGCUUCACAGUGUAUUGCAUUUUUUGUAAAUAGAUAUGCGAGUAUUAAAUUUCUUGUGUGAUAACAGGCAAAGUAGAUAAAUAAUUAAUGUUGUAAGGAAUGAAAUGCUCUGAUGUGGA
Molecule: messenger RNA, 2338 nt
Organism: Rhopilema esculentum
Lineage: Eukaryota; Metazoa; Cnidaria; Scyphozoa; Rhizostomeae; Rhizostomatidae
Product: serine/threonine-protein phosphatase PP1-gamma catalytic subunit B
Cellular component (GO): nucleus; cytoplasm
Molecular function (GO): protein serine/threonine phosphatase activity
Source: RefSeq, a predicted model, not a curated record